CCUUCCUUCUUUCUUUUUUUUUUUUACAUCCUUUUCUCCUCGUUAUUUUCAAAUGUACAAUAAUAACGUGGGGACAACACAAUUUUCCUCCAAUCCUUCUGGUGGUCUCAGACUGAACUUCAUUACUGUUGCUGACCAAACCAAGUUCGAAGAUCUCUUUAAAAGGGCAACUGCAACUACUGGUGGAAAACAAAUUAGUGCCAAUGCUGUUCGUGACCUUUUAACUCGUUCCAGACUUGACAAUGAUUCCUUGGCUAAAAUAUGGGAUUUGGCUUCUAUUGCAAAGACUCCUUAUUUGACCUUUCCUGAAUUUGCUGUUGCCAUGUAUUUGACAUCUACCAAAUUGACUGGCAAACCUAUUCCGAACCAAUUACCUUCUGAAAUAAGAGAAGAAACUGAAAUAGCAAUGGCAACUCUAGCUUCAACUGAAACCACUACUUCAACUUCUCAACUCAUCAAUACAAAUACAACUCCUCCUCCAGUACAACCUACAAGUUAUGGUAUUCCCCAGCAAGUUCCAAUGAUGACUGGCAUGCCACAACAACAACAACAACAACAACAACAACAAUCAAUUCAACAGCAAAUGCCAAUGAUGACUGGAUUCCAACCUCAGAUGCCAAUGAUGACAGGUGUACCUUCUCCCCAACCUCAAAUGCCAAUGCGUACUGGGUUUCCCAUACAACCUUAUCAACAACAACAACAACAACAACAAACUGGUUAUAUAAAUCAAGCACCUCUUCAAGCUCCUAUGACUACUGGUAUUGGAAGACCUAUUCAAACUAAUGUCAACAGAACUCGCGUGCAAAAUACUGACUUUGCUAACAAGAUGAUGCCCAAUCAAUCUAGUCGACACAAUCUUCUUGCCCCUGUUUUGGGUACCCAUCAACAAGAUGCUAUAUCAUGGAAAAUCAGUCCUGAAGAAAAACAACGAUAUCGUCAAAUCUUUCAAGCUUGGGAAACCUCUGGUACUGGAUAUUUGUCUGGUGAAGUAGCUCGUCAAGUAUUCUUACAAUCUCAAUUACAAGAAUCUGAUUUGAUGAAGAUAUGGAAUUUGGCUGAUAAAGAAAAUCGUGGUAGCUUGGAUGUAGAUGAGUUUGCUGUAGCAAUGCAUUUGGUUUAUCGAAAACUCAAUAACUUUGAUAUUCCAUCUGUUUUACCUGCUGAAUUGGCUCCUCCCUCAAGCGUUCUCAAAAAAUUCGUCAUUGGUCAUCGUUCAAAUCCUCCUCCAUUUACUCCCGCUACAGCAUCUCCUCCUCCUGCAAAUUAUCAAGAACAAAGACAAUCUAUCGGUGGUGGUGAUGAAUACGUAUCAAGUGCUGGUCGUAAAGGUCCAAGUCGUUUUAUGAGCUCUGCUCCUGAUCGUAGACCUACUUCAUAUGAAAGUGAUGAAGAUGAACAACAACAAGAUUCUGCAGCUUUGGAUGAACUACGCCUACAAAUCUCGACAACUAAGAAACGAUUAGCUGGAUUAACCAAACAACAAGACAAUCGUCGUUACUCCCCAUCAUCUUCAUCAACGACAAAUAGAUAUUCUGUGGAAGAACUCAAGGAAAAUAUCCGAAAAACUCAAGAUGAAUUAGGUCGCGCUUAUCGUGGAAACCCAUCGACAAACAAAUACUUUCAAAAUACGGAAACUCUUUUGGAUUUGUUGGAAACUCAAAAAUCACUUCAAGAAGAAAUACAAUAUUUAUGCAAUCGUGAUAUCCCAGUAUUAGCCCGUCAAUUACGCUCUUCUUGUGCGGAAUUACGCGAUGCCAAGGUUCGCUAUGGACGAAAGAAUGAUGGUGGGCAAGAUUACACUGCUUAUAUUCAACCUACUGGACCUGGGGGUACUACCACUGAAAGUGAUCGAGUACGAGCGAAAGCUAAAGCGAUGAUGGCUGCUCGAAAAAUUGGAACUGGAUCAAGCAAAGAUGCCGAUUAUGAAUUACGCCGUGCUGAAGAAGAAAAACAAACCUAUGAUCGAAUUGCUGAUGACGCUGAACGAGAUAUGGAAAGAAAUCGUGAUGCAUUGCGGGACAUUCGUGGUGACUUGCGUUAUUUGGAUCAACUUGUGGAAUCAAGUUCUGUAUUAGACAAGAAACGUUUUGAAAAAGGUCAAGAUAUGUCAUACGAAGUACGCAGAUUUAUUGAACAAUUAGAUCGUGAAGCUCCUUUAGGAUUCUCCCCUCCAUCUUCAUCAAUUAUUGUGAAUCGUCGUGAUCCAUCAUCUUCGUUUGCUCAGAAUCAAGUAGAACCAUCAUCGUCAUUAUCAUCAUCACCUAUUGUCAACUCCAAUUCUCCGUCUACUCGAACUGCUUCCAAACCUAGGACCGCUGAAGAAAUCAAAAAAGAGGCGGAACGACGUGUGCAAGAACGAUUGGAAAAUUUACGUGCAAAACGCGGCCAGACUUCAUCGCCUACAGUUAGAUCACCUCAACCAGUACCACAAGUGGAUCCUGAAGAACAAGCUGCUCAACAACGUUUACGACAAGCGGAACAGCUCGCUCAAGCUAAGCUUAAGGAAUCAGAACCUCGACAAGAAUCUCCUCUGCCUGUUACAAGGGAUUAUGAAGCUGAUCAACAACGACGACUAGUUGAACAACAACAACAGGAAGAAGCCUUGCGACAACAGGAAGAAGCUUUGCGACAACAGGAAGAAGCUUUGCGACAACAAGAGGAAGCUGAUCGACAACGUCGACUGGAUGAAGAAAAAGAUUUGGAACAGCGAAGACAAGCUAUCAUCAAGAAAGAAGAGGAACAACGUUUAGCUCGAAUGAAAGCCAUUGAAAAAGCUGAGGAAGAAGAACGUGCAGCUGCCGCAAAUAUUGAAGUGAUCCCUGAAGCAUCUAUCCCACCACCACCUCCUCCUCCACCACCACCAUCAUCAGCAGAAGCAGCUCCAACAGCAACCCUAGCAACAUCCUCGGCAGCAGCUCCAAUUCCAGCUACUCCAAUCGAAUCAACAAGCAGUUUAGAGGAUGCAUCAAUGAGUAGCAACAAUCCUUUUGCAAAAUUACAGCAACAGCGACAAAAUGAAUCAACAUCUAUUGGACAAACAGUUAAGGAAGAACCCAAGGAAGAACCCAAGGAAGAACCUACAAAGACUGCAGUUGCCGACAAACGUGUUAGUUACAAUCCUUUCGCUGCAUUCUCGGCAUUUUCCGCCACGAAGGGUCAUGACAAUGAUAGUGAUUCGGACGAUGAUGACGAUGGAUGGGAUGUUGUACAUCAAGAUGACUCUGAUGAAGAAUUCCCUGCUGCUGGUAGCGCAAAAAAUCUUGCUGGAAAACUUUUUGAUGCCAUGAGCCAACGCCAAAAUACUGGAUCACCAUCAGCAUCUUCCACGCCCUUUGAUUCUAUCCCUACAGCUAUUCCUCCAGCACCUCCAGCAGCUCCUCCAGCGCCUCCAGCAGCUCCUCCAGCACCAUCAGUAUCUCCUCCAAUGCCGCCAUCAGCUCCUCCAGCACCACCAGCACCCUCUCAGCCAUCUAAUUCCAGCAAUGACUCACCUGCACGGUCUGCAUUACUUGGCCAAAUUGUACAAGGAACUCGACUAAAGAAGACCGUCACCGUUGAUAAAAGCCAGACAAGUGGAUUAGGACGUGUAAUAGACAAUAACAAUACUAGCAGCGCUCCGAUUUCAGUAGAAAAUAAUCAUGCUUCUCAACAAAGCUUACCAACAAGUUCUUCUGAAACGGCAAUUGAACGAAAAGAAACUCCAUCAGGACCCUUGGCUAGUGCAGGCUUCUUGGCCGAGUUACAGAAACGAACAGGAUCGGAAACACCUAUGACUGCCACAGAAGCAUCCUCAGCAAUAUCUACAGGAGGUCUUGUCAACGAAGAAGUAGAAAUAGAAUAUAUGGCGUUAUGGGAUUAUCUAGGACAAGGGACCGAUGAUUUGAGCUUCCAAGCUAAUGAUAUUAUUUUGGUGAAGAAUGGUCUUGAAUCUGAUGAUUGGUGGUAUGGUACCUUGAAGAAAUCCAAGCAAUCGGGUUACUUCCCUCGUAACUAUGUCGAACGUGGUGAUAUUGGAUCAGACAAUCAACAUGAUCAAGAAUUGAUACCCAUAUCAAAUGGUGUGGCAUUGUAUGAUUAUAGUGGCCCUGAAGAUGAAGGAUGUUUGACUUUUGAAGCCGGUGCAAGAUUGACUAUUCUGGACAAAUCAAUGGGUGAUUGGUGGACUGCCUCUUUAGACAAUGGAAAACAGGGUCUUGUUCCUGCCAAUUAUAUUGAAGAAAACAAUAAUCAUUAGUAGUUUAGUUAUCCCUCACUAUUCCUUUUUAUAUAUUUCAAAUAAAGCUUGAUGAAUUGGGUGAUCACUUUUUUUUUUCUGACCAAUAUUGCAUAUCGAUGUCCCCUCAACGAUUUCUCUACCUUCAUCAAAACACUACCCUUCCAAAUCAUCCAUCGUCUUUCACUAUGAAUCUCCAUUCAUCCACCCUUAAAAGAAUGAUCCAACUGACGAUAAUACCGAAAAAAGAAAGAAAUGAUGAUAGAGUAAACCUCCUUACACUUUAUUCAAUAAUAA
This is a messenger RNA of Halteromyces radiatus, 4510 nucleotides long. RefSeq lists its product as uncharacterized. Gene Ontology annotation, cellular component: nucleus; actin cortical patch; mating projection tip. Bases 53 to 4234 code for a protein of 1393 amino acids. Gene Ontology annotation, molecular function: actin binding; calcium ion binding. The transcript is spliced from 7 exons. Lineage: Eukaryota; Fungi; Mucoromycota; Mucoromycetes; Mucorales; Cunninghamellaceae. Gene Ontology annotation, biological process: actin cortical patch assembly; endosomal transport; endocytosis. The record is from RefSeq and is a predicted model, not a curated record.